Wyeomyia smithii (pitcher-plant mosquito) is the source of this 3196-nucleotide messenger RNA. Its product is annotated as proton channel OtopLc-like. Gene Ontology annotation, cellular component: membrane. Gene Ontology annotation, biological process: proton transmembrane transport. Gene Ontology annotation, molecular function: proton channel activity. The transcript is spliced from 5 exons. The record is from RefSeq and is a predicted model, not a curated record. NCBI's taxonomy places the organism in Eukaryota, Metazoa, Arthropoda, Insecta, Diptera, Culicidae. Bases 835 to 3048 code for a protein of 737 amino acids.
UCUCACCGGUCGGGUCGCCAUUGCCUCGGUACUCGAGCGAGGAUCCUCGUGGUUCUAAACGAUCGCAUAUCUAUCGCCAAGAAAAAAAAGUUAUCUGCAAUAUAGUCGGCGUGUCGUUCAUAAAAAACUGCGUGGCUACAACAUCGUUAUCGAAAGUGGUCAAGUUCGACAUCAAUCAAGCCGUAUCGGUUAAUAUGACCGCUUGACAGCCAUCACAAAGUGAUAAUCAGAUAAUCGUGCGUAUGUUGAUGAUAUUUGCAAUUAGAUUUGGAUUGAACAUUCGCUUGAAUCGGAAGUGAUGACACAGUACCGAUGUUUAGUUUUUUAGGUUAGGAAAAAAAGUCAAUCAGUAUGAAGAAAAAAAUAAUCCGACAAUUUUAGCCGACUAAUCUGGACGUGUUCUUAUAUUUGUGUAGUUACUCUAUUUAUAUAUCAAACACACUGAUCCCGCGAUUUUUUUAAACAGUGAGUGGAAAAUAAGUUAAGUUUUUGCGAUUGAACUCGCUUCUGAAUAUCCUAAUUUAUUGACGCCUUACAACUCGGUUGAAGGUUACCACAGCAAGGGGACGCUGUUAUCACUCAGCAAUUGCUACGCGUAUUAUGUUCUCGUGAGCGCUUUUACCAUAGCGUCAGGUGUUUAUUAGAUCAAACCUAUCAGAAGGAAAAAAAAUCGCUAUCGGUUGAAAUUGUGCUGCAAUUGGUAGUGCGAGAGGACAUCUAGUACCGGAAAGCAUUUGUGAUUGCUAUGUAGUGGCAAAGUAUAUUGGACUAGUUUUUACAGAGAGUGAAAUAAGUGAUGAACUUCAGCAUUGACCAAAACAGUUACCAGCUUGCAUGGAAGUAAAUAUGGUACAUAACAAUGGUACCAAUGGAGGCAACAGUGGUAGCGGUAGUAAAAGUUAUAAAAAGAAUUCUGUUACUUUCAGUGAACAGAUUGACAUCGACUCGAACGUCAGUGCAGGCCAUAACCACCUAUCAGUACCGCGGGUGGAUGAUGAUUCUAAUCUAAUAGCGCAAUCAAAAACCGCGUCUAUCGCCACGAUGCCCGUCAAGUAUUCCCAUCAUGGAUCGGCCACAAUCCUCGAUCAGAUUCCAGAGGACGAACAACCUUCGAAGAAACCAAGCAGCAUGACCCACGCCAAUGGUGCGACUUCUCGAAGAUCCUCGGUAGCUGUACAGGACAUUCUGUCGACGAGAAGGCCUUCGACUAUUAUGACCGCACUGCGUCGGGGGUCCUUGGCGUGGCUUCCAGGAAGAAACAAAAAUGUACACCACGAUACAGAAUCUAACAUGGGCAGCAAGGGAUCACUAAGUCAAAUUCCAUCCGGGCAUGGUGCCCUCUCUGAUAUGGCAAUAGAGUCUCGAAGAAAGAAUCGCCGAAUAGGAGAUGAUGCCCUGAGCACAGCUUUAUCCGCCUUGUACGCCAAGAUCAUCGUAAUAUUAGGCAUUUCUCUACCAGUGACAGAGAUUUUAUCUUCGCAAAUACCUGCGAAUGUCUAUCAAGGAUUCUAUCUAUAUCUCUACGUAACAAGCAUCGCAUUUGUUAUCUUUGUUUAUGCGUCCAACAUGCGGCGUAGAGCAGUGAUGACACUAAUCAAAACUUAUCAUGAGAAAACCAACAACUAUCCAAUUAAGAAACGAGUUCCACACUUUGGCAGCUUCUACCUGCGGGUUGGAGCAAUAGCUUUCGGCAUCGGCACUAUGGUCUAUUCAGGACUAGAACUAGGUCAGUACUUCGAAUUGCACGCAUCGCCGGGGUGUUCCAGCGUGUUUAUAGCCCUAACACCAGCAGCUCGAAUGAUUUUGUCGAUCGUACAGAUGCAGUUUAUUUUCCUGAACACUUCCGAGCUGGACAUGGCCCGGCACAAAGUGUUCGCUCGUUUUGGUCUGAUGCACAUGGUGGCCACGAAUCUCUGCGAAUGGCUGUACGUACUGGUCGAAGAAACAAAACAUGAAAUUCACCAUCUGGCCGAUCUACACAGUCACAGUCAAAUCGCAUCUACAGUGGCUGAAUUCACUACAACUUCUGUUAACAUUCAAGCAUCGAACGAAACUAACGCAGUUUGGUCCAACCAAAAUCACUCCUUGGUGAAACGCGCCUCGAAGGAUCUCUCCGAGUACAUCGACUGCAAGCGUACCAACAUUAUGGGCUCACUGGUACAGAAUGCGUCUCCAUUUUUGUUCCCGUGCACCAUCGAGUAUUCGCUGAUCUGUGCGGUCAUUCUGUACGAAAUGUGGAAAAAGGUCAAAAAUAUCAUAGAGAUUGACCGUACCAGGCGCAACUCACACAAAUUGCAAAACAAUCAGAAUGUCAAAAGUGCUCACCACUUUUCCGUGGACUGCUCGCGAGCUCAUCGGGGUAUGUUCGGGGGCAUCAUCAUAACCGUUCUAACGAUCAUCUGCCUGAUCAUGUACUUUGUACUGCACAAUGAGCCCGGGUACGAGUAUUUCGCGCUGCAGGAAAUCACGAUCGCCGAAACCCUGCUCUAUUCGGUCACCGCAGCUGGAGUAAUAGCUGCAAUGAUCAAAAUGCGAGAUUUAAAGUACUGCAAAAAGCAAAACGAUCCUCAUGCUGGUUCAGUCAGCUUAGAUUGCACCUUGCUUGUGCUGGCCCAAACGGGAGUUUACGUGUAUGGAAUGUUCAGCAUCGUGGGCAGUUAUUUCUCCCUGCAGCAAAACGUCAUUGGAGCUCGUGAAGGCUUGAUCGCGGAAAUAUUCAGUUUGGUACAAACAUCAAUGCAAACCCUAUUCAUUCUAAACGCUGUUUGGCGAAAGUGUCGCGGGGCUCAGCAAAACCGUGCCAAACCAGGACGGCAAAUCGUGACCUUCCUGCUAGUAGCGAACAUGGCGAUGUGGUUCAUCAACACUCUAAUCAAGGGUAGGGCCAGCUUCCGGACAUCACAUCUGAGUUUCUUCGGAACCUGGGCCUGGACGGUGAUUACCCACGUCUCGAUGCCGUUGGCCAUCUUUUAUCGUUUUCAUUCGACAAUUUGCCUCUUCGAGGUGUGGAAAUCAACGUACAAGGUGAAGAGUGGAGAUCAUCACUAGGGAGUUCCUGAGAACCUGUCGUAUUGGAGUGUGUACUUAUGUUGAGGCAGACAAUCAAAAGAGAACCUCUUCCGAUAGAGGGCAUGUACAAAACAGUAUAUUGUCAGUAAUUUAUUUUCACAGUAUUAAGCAACCAGUGAUGACUGUA